AUGCGAUCCACUCUUUUUCUCUUUCUCUUUUACUCUCUUUUUCUCACUUUCUCAUUCCUCUGUCUCUCACCCACAUCUUUCUAUUUUCUCCCUAUUUCUCUCUCUCUUUCUAAAUUCUCAUUCCUCUGUCUCUCCACCCAUUUUUUUUUAUUUCCUCCUCUUUCUCUUCCUCUUUUUCUCUUUCUUUUACUCUCUUUUUCUCACUUUCUCAUUCUCUUUUCUCAUUCCUCUUUCUCUCAAUCCCACAUCUUUUCUUUUCCCUAUUUCCUCCAUCUUUCUCUAAAUUCUUCCCCGAUCCCUCUUUUUCUCUUUCUCUUUUACUCUUUCUUUUUUCUCUUUUCUCAUUCCUCUGUCUCUCACCUACAUCUUUCUUUUCCCUAUUUCCUCAAUCUUUCUCUAAAUGCGAUCCCUCUUUUCUCUUUCUCUUUUACUCUUUUUCUCACUUUCUCAUUCCUCUGUCUCUCACCCCAUCUUUCUUUUCCCUCUUUUUCUCUUUCUCUUUCCCUCUUUUCUCUUUCUCUUUCUUUCUCUAUUCUCUCUCUCACCCAUCUUUCUUUCCCUUUUUUUCUUUCUUCUCUUUUCUCUCUUUCUUUUCUCUCUUUCUCAUUCCUCAUUGUCUCUCUCUCCCCAUCUUUCUUUCCCUAUUUCCUCCAUCUUUCUCUAAAUGCGAUCCCUUUUUUCUCUUUCUCUUUUACUCUCUUUUCUCACUUUCUCAUUUCCUCUCUCUCACCCACAUCUUUUCUUUCCCUAUUUCCUCCAAUCUUUUUCUCUAAAUGCGAUCCUUUUCUUUUUUUUUCUCUUUUUUUCUUUUUCUUUUUUCUCACUUUCUCAUUCCUCUGUCUCUCACCCCAUCUUUCUUUCCCUAUUUUCAAUCCAUCCCUCUUUUUUUCUUUCUAA
Molecule: messenger RNA, 897 nt
Organism: Acanthosepion pharaonis
Lineage: Eukaryota; Metazoa; Mollusca; Cephalopoda; Sepiida; Sepiidae
Source: the annotation of a GenBank genome assembly